This is a messenger RNA of Zea mays, 1769 nucleotides long. RefSeq names its product brittle stalk 2. The transcript has 3 exons. The record is from RefSeq and is marked provisional. Gene Ontology annotation, cellular component: plasma membrane. Lineage: Eukaryota; Viridiplantae; Streptophyta; Magnoliopsida; Poales; Poaceae. Bases 89 to 1441 code for a protein of 450 amino acids. Gene Ontology annotation, biological process: plant-type cell wall cellulose biosynthetic process; cellulose microfibril organization.
GAUCGGAGCUUGUGCUGCUACUGCUACUAUACCAGCGCUAGCUAGCAGCAGCCGCCGGCCGGCUCGCGCAAGCUAAGGAAGGGUCGACAUGACGAUGGGGCUCCGCGUCCGCGACUCCUCCGCGCUGCUGGCUCUGGCCGUCGCGCUCGCCUGCUGCUCCGUUGCAGUGGUGGCCUACGACCCCCUGGACCCGAACGGCAACAUCACCAUCAAGUGGGACGUGAUCUCGUGGACGCCCGACGGGUACGUGGCGAUGGUGACGAUGAGCAACUACCAGAUGUACCGGCACAUCAUGGCGCCCGGGUGGACGUUGGGGUGGUCGUGGGCCAAGAAGGAGGUGAUCUGGUCCAUCGUGGGGGCGCAGGCCACGGAGCAGGGGGACUGCUCCAAGUUCAAGGGCGGCAUCCCGCACUGCUGCAAGCGCACCCCGGCCGUGGUGGACCUCCUCCCGGGGGUGCCCUACAACCAGCAGAUCGCCAACUGCUGCAAGGCCGGCGUGGUGUCGGCGUACGGGCAGGACCCGGCGGGGUCCGUCUCCGCGUUCCAGGUCUCCGUCGGCCUGGCCGGUACCACCAACAAGACGGUGAAGCUGCCCAGGAACUUCACGCUCAUGGGGCCCGGGCUGGGCUACACCUGCGGGCCCGCCGCCGUGGUGCCGUCCACCGUGUACUGGACGCCCGACCACCGGCGCCGGACGCAGGCGCUCAUGACGUGGACGGUGACCUGCACCUACUCGCAGCAGCUGGCGUCCCGGUACCCGUCCUGCUGCGUCUCCUUCUCCUCCUUCUACAACAGCACCAUCGUGCCGUGCGCCCGGUGCGCGUGCGGCUGCGGCGGCCACGGCGGCCACGCGGGUCCGGGCGGCUGCAUCGAGGGGGACUCCAAGCGCGCGCUGUCGGCCGGGGUGAACACGCCGCGCAAGGACGGCCAGGCGCUGCUGCAGUGCACGCCGCACAUGUGCCCCAUCCGGGUGCACUGGCACGUCAAGCUCAACUACAAGGACUACUGGCGCGCCAAGAUCGCCAUCACCAACUACAACUACAGGAUGAACUACACGCAGUGGACGCUGGUGGCGCAGCACCCCAACCUGGACAACGUCACCGAGGUCUUCAGCUUCCAGUACAAGCCGCUGCAACCAUACGGGAGCAUCAAUGACACUGGCAUGUUCUACGGGCUCAAGUUCUACAACGACUUUCUCAUGGAGGCCGGCCCGUUCGGCAACGUGCAGUCGGAGGUGCUCAUGCGCAAGGACGCAAGGACCUUCACCUUCAGCAUGGGCUGGGCGUUCCCGCGCAAGAUCUACUUCAACGGCGACGAGUGCAAGAUGCCGCCGCCGGACUCCUACCCCUACCUGCCCAACGCCGCGCCCGUCGUCGCCUCGCAGCUGGUCCUGUCCGCCGCCGCCUCGGCGUUCCUACUGUUGCUGCUCCUGGUGGCAUGACCGUGACCGAACCAAGGGCAAGGCCUCCGUUUUGUUUUCCCGUCUCGUCCCGUGGGCAGGGAGCAGACUUCAGUAGGCAGGGCAUUUUAUUUGGUUUUUUUGCCAAGGAUUCAACACUUGGGUUUUCGUCAGAGGAAAACUGUCGUGUAUGUAGUGUGAGUUGCAGGUCGUCGGAUCCCCACGUACAAGACAAUCUUUGGAUCUAGAAUAUGCAAAACGUGAAUCAGCACGCCAGGAUCAUCGUCUCCUACAAGAUUGGCAGAAAAAAAAUCUCAUGAUGAGUGAUGUGUCAACAGACCUAUAUAUAUGUGAUAAUCACUGGUUUCAA